Talaromyces stipitatus ATCC 10500 is the source of this 1155-nucleotide messenger RNA. RefSeq lists its product as uncharacterized. Gene Ontology annotation, biological process: carbohydrate metabolic process. The record is from RefSeq and is a predicted model, not a curated record. The transcript has 3 exons. The coding region runs from base 1 to 1155 and encodes 384 amino acids. NCBI's taxonomy places the organism in Eukaryota, Fungi, Ascomycota, Eurotiomycetes, Eurotiales, Trichocomaceae.
AUGUGUGUCAACAAGAAGCAUUUUGGGGUUGCCCUUCUGGCUCCAAGUCUUGUUACUGCCAGUUCUAUGAAGAGUCUUCUCUCCAAGCGGGAUGCCUCGACUUACGAGCAAAAUGCUAUCUGCACCGCGGCUGAUCACAUUUCACCGGUUAGAGACCAACUGCUCCGCUCCUACUCAGUGAAUGACACUGCCCUCUUCGGAAAAGACCUCUGGUGGCAAUCGGGAAACUUCAUCUCUGCAUUGGCAACAUUUUACCAGCUCGACCCAGACUACGGCUCCAUCCAUAAUGAUAUCUUCGCUAAGACCUUGUCCGAAGCUCCCGGUUACGGUAACUACGUCAACUUCUUGAAUGGCUGGUAUGACGAUGAAGGUUGGUGGGGAAAUGCAUUCUUGGAUGUAUACGAUUACACCCAAGACAGAGCAUAUUUGAACCAGGCCAUUACCAUCUAUAGUGAUAUCGUCGGUGGAUUGGGAACACCAUGUGGUGGGAUUUGGUGGGACAAGGCGAAAACAUAUGUUUCUGCCAUUUCAAACGGUCUAUACACCGAACUUGCAGCUGGUCUUGCCAACCGUGCGGGAGAUUCGAGUUAUCUCGAGAAUGCGGAGGAGAAUUGGAACUGGUUCUUCAGCUCUGGCAUUGUCGGAUCUGAUCACAUAGUCAGAGACGGAUUGCAAUCUAGCAAUGGUUGCUCACUUAACGGCAAUGUUUUCACGUACAAUCAAGGAGUCAUUCUCGGCGCAGCAGCUGAACUCUAUAAGGCAACCGGCAACAGGACCUACCUGACAACAGCGGCAGCGCUUGCCGAUGCUUCUACUGCUUCAGGCUCUGCUGUGACCAGCAGCAGUGGCAUCUUGACUGAGGGCUGUGAUAAAAGCAGCAAUUGCGAUACGACCGCUCAAAUGUUCAAGGGCGCUUAUAUCCGAGGAUUGAGGAAAUUGCAGCUUGUCGACCCGGAGACUGACUGGCUGAACUAUAUCACUGCAAAUGCGCAGAGUAUUUGGAAUAAUGACCUCAAUGUUGAGAAUGUCAAUGGUCAGUCGGAGUGUAUCGUCGGCUCUGCUUGGGCUGGUCCUUUCAACAGCGAUCAGGCCACCGUCGUUACUCAGGGAGCAGCACUAGAUGCUCUCAAUGCCGCGCUUGCGACCACUCGGUAA